Molecule: messenger RNA, 1045 nt
Organism: Bufo gargarizans (Asiatic toad)
Lineage: Eukaryota; Metazoa; Chordata; Amphibia; Anura; Bufonidae
Product: putative deoxyribonuclease tatdn3-A
Exons: 10
Coding region: 60-899 (279 amino acids)
Molecular function (GO): hydrolase activity, acting on ester bonds
Source: RefSeq, a predicted model, not a curated record
CAUUAGUCCCGCCCACUGCAUGAGUGACUGAGGGGAAGGGCCGCCCGGUGUGUGCAGGAAUGGCCGGGGGUUAUGUGGACUGUCACUGCCAUAUGACAGCCGAUGAGUUCGCACAGGAUACAGCGGAUAUACUGGAAAGAUCAAGAAAGGCAGGAGUCCAGGCUCUUGUAUCGGUGACAGAACACGCUGGAGAGCUGGAAAGUCUUCUGCGUCUUUCAGAGAGGUACCCCAAUUAUGUUAUGCCGUGUUUUGGCGUGCAUCCUAUCCAGAGUAAAGCAGAAGGGUAUCGCAGUGUGACACUGCAGGACCUGGAACCUGCUCUUGAAAAGUUUGAAAAGUACAAAGACCACCUCGUCGGCAUUGGAGAAAUUGGGUUGGACUUCACGCCCUGGCUCACUCCCACCGCCAAAGAGAGAGAAGAGCAGCUGAAGGUUUUUCAGAUGCAACUCGACAUUGCAAAACAAUUGGACUUACCCGUAAAUGUCCAUUCUCGUUCAGCUGGAAGACAGACGAUGGCUUUUCUUAAGGAACAAGGUGCUCAGAAGGUUUUACUGCACAAUUUCGCCGGUCGCCCCUCAGUUGCUUUGGAGGGAGCACAGGCCGGAUAUUUCUUCUCCUUUCCGCCAGCAGUCGCAAAUAACGAUCAGAGAGAAAAGUUGAUAAGACAGAUCCCACUAGAGAACAUCUGCUUGGAGACCGAUUCCCCGGCGCUCGGACCUGACAGACAGGAAAGGAAUAUCCCGGCCAAUAUCUUCAUCCCUUGUGAAUACAUUGCUCGUGUGAAGGGCCUUUCAUCGGAGAAAGUCUGCGAGGUGACAGCACAUAAUGCUUUCCGGCUAUUUCCAAAGAUUCGUCACAGGCUGAAUAAUGAGAGUAUUGACAGCCCGUCCUUAGGAUAGCUCAUAAACCUCAGGUCCCUGCCAGUCAGCUCCAUGAAGGGGCCACGGUCCGCGUCCCUGUCAUUGUUUACCAAGCACAGCGCCACACUUUUGAUAGUGGUUCUGCCUGGAAUAGCAUCUCAAUACGAAAGAUGCAGAUGGGACUG